This is a messenger RNA of Prunus armeniaca (apricot), 1185 nucleotides long. The record is from the annotation of a GenBank genome assembly. NCBI's taxonomy places the organism in Eukaryota, Viridiplantae, Streptophyta, Magnoliopsida, Rosales, Rosaceae.
AUGAUUAUCAACAUAUUAGGAAGAGAUGUUAUUCUAAGUGGUGCUAGAUGGCAAAUUUUGGGAGGCAACUCUGUAAGGCUGUGGGAAGACUCAUGGCUUCCACAAUCUAAUCAUGGGUACCUUCAUCCUAUUGCUCCUGUGCCUUCCUCUGGCCCCAGGAUGGUGGCAAAUAUAAUAGAUUGGGAGCACAAGACCUGGAAUCUGGUGGACAUUGAGAAUCUGAUUUAUGUGGUUGAGACCAAUGAGAUCUUUUCCCUUCCAUUUGGAGGUAAAGAUACCCCUGACCGCUUGAUUUGGCCUUUCACAAAAACUGGCUCGUAUUUUGUCAGGUCGGGCUACCACUGGAUCAUUGGGAAUAUCAAGCGUGCUCAGCCAAAUAAGAUCGAAUCCUCUCACCAGGUAGAUAAGAAAGUCUGGAAAUGUAUUUGGGAGUGCAAAACUCUCCCAAAGAUCAAAUUAUUCAUGUGGUGUGCUGUCCAUGGAAUUGUUCCUACCUUUGCCAAUUUGUUCAAAAGGAAGUUAAGUCCCUCCCCUCUCUGCCCUCUAUGCCAUGACUUUCCCGAAUCUGUGGAACACGUUUUAUUCUUAAGCCCGUGGGCUCGGAAAGUUUGGUAUGCUAGUACCUGGAGAAACAAUGGAUUUUAUCUCAUGCCUCCUUUGUAUGUUGGAGCAUUUGGAAAGCCUAGAGUUCCUUUACUUAUGACCAUCAUUGUGUUGGCCUCCCCACUCCAUACGUGGUGGCUGGAUUGGCGAGCCGGGAUACCUCUGAAUUUCUUGCAACUUGCUUGCCUGAGAAAGGAGUGUCCUUCCCAAGUUCUAAGGGGUAUGUGCCCAGACCAACUGCCCGUUGCUUCAUCUGGUGUUGUUCUUAGAAACCAUGAUGGAGAGGUGGUUGGUGGUAAGGCUAAUUUGUUCCAGGCGUUGUCUGCUGACGUUGCUGAGGGUCAAGCUCUGUUGGAUGGCCUGAGUUUGGCUAAGGACAAUGGGUUUCUCAAGUUUCCUAUUUUCCAUGCUAUCGAAGAUCUGAGGGCUUCCUCUGAAUACCAAGCAGCGGAUUGGGUAGCUUCUCAAGUUAAGAGAGGGUUGUGCACUGAGGCAAGGGUCAAAAGACCUCCAACUGCCCAGGUUUUCAUCUUGUCUUGCGAUGGCCUGCCUUGCCUUCCGACUACGGCUGCUCGGUCCUGA